Molecule: messenger RNA, 1036 nt
Organism: Balaenoptera acutorostrata (minke whale)
Lineage: Eukaryota; Metazoa; Chordata; Mammalia; Artiodactyla; Balaenopteridae
Gene: NUCB1
Product: nucleobindin 1
Exons: 7
Coding region: 228-1010 (260 amino acids)
Cellular component (GO): endoplasmic reticulum-Golgi intermediate compartment; extracellular exosome
Molecular function (GO): calcium ion binding
Source: RefSeq, a predicted model, not a curated record
UCCGAGGAAGGAGGCUCGGCUUUCGAGAAAAGGCCAGCGACUUCGACAAGGGGCGGGGCCGCUAGACAGGGGCCCGAAACCUGGAGCCAGCGUGGACCAAUCAGGCUGCUGAGAGCGGAUCCUCUGCGGGGAAAGUGGGCGUGGCCUAGGGGGGACAUCGCAGAGAACACACCGGAGGUCCUAGCCCCGGAAAACGCCCUCUGCGGUGAAGGAGAGACCACGCCGCCAUGCCUCCCGCUGGGCCCCGUGCAGCCCUCCUUCUCCUGUCACUUCUGCUGCUGCUGCGCGCUAUUCUGACCGUGCCCCUGGAGCGGGGGGCGCCCAAGAAGGAGAAUCCCGCGACCGAAAGCCCCGACACAGGCCUGUACUACCACCGGUACCUCCAGGAAGUCAUCAACGUGCUGGAGACGGACGGGCACUUCCGGGAAAAGCUGCAGGCCGCCAAUGCUGAGGACAUCAAGAGCGGGAAGCUGAGCCGGGAGCUGGACUUCGUCAGCCACCAUGUCCGCACCAAACUGGAUGAACUCAAGCGGCAGGAGGUGUCGAGGCUGCGGAUGCUGCUCAAGGCCAAGAUGGACGCCCAGCAGGAGCCCAAUGUACAGUUGGAUCACCUGAGCCUCCUGAAGCAGUUUGAACACCUGGACCCUCAGAAUCAGCACACAUUCGAGGCCCGGGACCUGGAGCUGCUGAUCCAGACAGCCACCCGGGACCUUGCCCAGUACGACGCAGCCCAUCAUGAAGAGUUCAAACGCUACGAGAUGCUCAAGGAACACGAGAGACGCCGUUAUCUGGAGUCCCUGGGAGAGGAGCAGCGAAAGGAGGCAGAGAGGAAGCUGGAAGAGCAACAGCGCCGGCACCGAGAACACCCCAAAGUCAAUGUGCCUGGCAGCCAAGCCCAGUUGAAGGAGGUGUGGGAGGAACUGGAUGGAUUGGACCCCAACAGGUUUAACCCCAAGACCUUCUUCAUACUGCAUGGUAAGGUGGGGAGGGAGUCCCAACACCCAGGCUAACGCUCAGGCUCUGACCUUUCUGGGGC